AUGCCUUGUGAUGGAAAAAAUCCAAAUUGCGACAGAAGACGCAAAUUAUUAAUACAACUGAAAUGUUUAAUCAGUUCUAUGGAUAGGAAGAAACCAUGUGAAUGGGACGAGCAGCUUUGUCCACCUAUGAUAUAUCGCCCUACAAAAUUGCCACCUUGCAUUCUGCCCUCUUAUGAAUGUGUCAAACCAUGUAAGAGUUUUGAUUUUCGCUCAAGCAUAAUGUACAGAUGCGAGUGUAUAAAAAGAAAUGGUCUGCAAGACAGAUGCAUGAUGUGGGACUGCAUGGGUAGACCGGAAUGUAUGACAAAGCUGUAUCCAGUCUGUGAACCAGGUCGCUGCGCUUUAUUGAAGCUAACAGAUUUGGGUGACGCGGAGGUGGCUCUUCGAAAAUUCUAUUGCACAGAUCAAGCCAGAGAGGCGGCUCUGGCUACUUACUGUAGAUUAACUUGCAAUAAGGAUCGUCAGAAGCGAAUUUUGUCGUGCACCAAUGUUAAAGUUCCUUCCAUACCUUCCAUGCUCUGCCCGAGAAGUGAUGCAUUGAAUGAAAAUGACAAUUUGUGGGGCGAACCCUUUUGCGGUGAUACCUCAUUGUCACCAUAUCAAGUAUGCAUACCACCGGAAUGUUCCAUGUUAAAAUCUUGCGGCGUAUGCUGUCCACCCCCUUAUAAAUUUAAAGACUCUUCUCUUUCGUGUAAUCCACCGCUACUAAUGUGCUUGCCUUCCUAAUUACCAAUUUUUCCUAAUCAUCAACUUUUCCAAGUAGCAAACUAAAGUCAUUCGACGUCUAUUGACGUCCUUCGAUGUCUAAUGACGUCAUGCAAUGUCAACAUGAUCUACGCUUGCUACAUUCCUGUAAUAUAUUUAAUCGGUUGAUUUGUAAUACCCCAAGUAACAAAUAACGUCAUUCGAUAUCUAUGACAUCACUCAACGUCAAAUGACGUCACUCGAUAUCAAAAUGACGUCAUUCGAUGUCAAAAUGACGUACGGUUGCUACUUGGAAUAUUUCACAAGUCUAAAUCAAAUUAUACAGAUCCUAUUAUAUAAUC
Molecule: messenger RNA, 1046 nt
Organism: Nylanderia fulva
Lineage: Eukaryota; Metazoa; Arthropoda; Insecta; Hymenoptera; Formicidae
Source: RefSeq, a predicted model, not a curated record